AGACUUCAUUUGUCUAGUACUCACUGAUCUUGUUUCUCUUGGCAAGUUGCCGCUCGCAGCACGCGAAUGCUGUCAGCGGAAACGAAAAUACGCGCCGACGAAGUUCGAAAGCUGCUGUUGUUGCUUAGUCGAUAAAAGGUCACCACUCGGCGUCUUCGCGAUCACCACUUCAGAAUGAACAAGGCUGAAGAGAAGGACCUGAUUAGGCUGAAAACCGCCGAGGCAAGCGCGUGCAUUCAUCUUCAUGGCGCUACGCUGAUAUCCUGGGUUUUCAACGGCAAGGAGCGCAUAUUCGUCAGCGACAAGGCCAUCUUCGACAACAAGAAGGCUAUCAGAGGGGGGAUUCCCUUCGUUUUUCCCAAUUUCGGACCAUGGAGCCUGGGGCCUCAACACGGCUUCGCAAGAAUUUCCAGAUGGACUGUGCACGAGCAGCCGCAUGCGGUCGCAGAUGGUGGCUUCGCCGUGACCCUGGCACUUGAAGACACCGAGGAGACCAGAAAGAUGUGGAACUUCAAGUUCCGGGUGCUGUACACAGUCAUCCUCAGGAAGAAUAACUUGGUCCUCGACAUCAACGUGAUCAACACAGGCGAUACUGAGUUUUCCUUCACCGUCCUUCUCCACACGUACCUGAGGCUGAACGAUGUGAACCAGUUCUCCUUAUCUGGCCUACGAGGUUCCCCUUACGUCGACAAGGUGAAGCAGGGAGAGAAGGGCAUGGAAUGUGAAGACGAAGUGCACAUUAAGGGCGCCAUAGACAGGGUCUACAGCAGGACAAGUGACACCCACACUUGUAGCGUGGCGGGCAAGGCUUGGGUCAUCGUGAAGAAGACCAACAACUUCCCGGACACUGUUGUCUGGAACCCGUGGGCCAGUGGUGCGGCUUCCAUGGCCGACUUUGGCGACGACGAGUAUUUGCAGAUGGUCUGUGUCGAGCCUGGAUACGUGUCCGAGCCAAGGAAGCUGCCUCCAAAGCAGACCUUUGAGGCCUCAAUCACCAUGGAGGCAGUGGAGUAACUUCAUCUGCCGCAUAGACGUUCUGGUUCUAUUGUAUCGGAGAUGUGAUAACUCUCGUUUUUGAUAUUUCUUUAUAUUUCGAAGAUAUAUUUAAGAUUUCGGUACAAGCAUUAAAACAUUUUUCAUUAGAGCGCAUUAUUACUAUUGCUUUAUUGGUCAAGGUAUAUCAGAGUGAGUUAGAUAUUUACGUGAAGUUUUCUAUGGGCCUUAUUUUGAUACUAGCAAGCUGCCGCAGUAGUAAAGUGGUUACGGCGCUCAGCUGCUGACAUGAAGGUUGGAGGUUCAAUCCCAGCUGCGGCGGUCACAUUUCAACGAAGGCAGAGCGCUAGAAGCCUGUGUACUUAGAUUCAGGUGUACGUUAAUGUGCCCCAGGUGCUGCAAAUUUCCAGAGCCCUCCACUACAGUGUGCCUCAUAAUUGUGUUGUUGUGUUGGCAUGUAAUAAAUAUGAUUUUCAUACUAGU
Molecule: messenger RNA, 1476 nt
Organism: Rhipicephalus sanguineus (brown dog tick)
Lineage: Eukaryota; Metazoa; Arthropoda; Arachnida; Ixodida; Ixodidae
Exons: 10
Coding region: 175-1014 (279 amino acids)
Biological process (GO): carbohydrate metabolic process
Molecular function (GO): isomerase activity; carbohydrate binding
Source: RefSeq, a predicted model, not a curated record